This is a messenger RNA of Gorilla gorilla gorilla (western lowland gorilla), 899 nucleotides long. RefSeq names its product transmembrane protein 69. NCBI's taxonomy places the organism in Eukaryota, Metazoa, Chordata, Mammalia, Primates, Hominidae. The record is from RefSeq and is a predicted model, not a curated record.
UCUCCGUGCAAUGCUGGCAAGUCUCAAAGUCGCCACAGGUGCAGGUUGGGAUGGGAGGCACCAAGGAAACAUGCCCCUGAUUCAGUGCCUCCGCUUAGCUGUAACAACAUGUUAAUCAGAACUGCCUGGCAUCUUCCUGAACAAGACUUUCAAUAGGGGCCAGUAUGCUUCGCUUCAUCCGGAAGUUUUCUCAGGCAUCUUCAAAGAUGCUGAAGUACUCUUUCCCAGUGGGACUAAGAACCAGCAGAACAAAUAUACUUUCUCUCAAGAUGUCUCUCCAAAACUUUUCCCCAUUUCCAAGGCCUUGGCUUUCCUCAUCAUUUCCAGUGCAUAUGAGCAAGACACAGUGCUAUCAUACAUCCCCCUGCAGCUUUAAAAAGAAGCAGAAGCAAGCACUUCCAGCCAGGCCACCAAGCACCAUCACUUACCUAACUGACAGCCCAAAGCCAGCAUUAUAUGUAACUCUGGCAGGACUAAUCCCCUUCGUUGCUCCACCACUGGUCAUGCUGAUGACAAAAACUUAUAUUCCCAUAUUAGCUUUUACUCAGAUGGCUUAUGGAGCCAGUUCAUCUUUCUUGGGUGGGAUCAGAUGGGGUUUUGCUCUACCAGAAGGUAGUCCAGCCAAAUCGGACUACCUUAAUUUAGCUAGCAGUACAGCUCCUCUUUUCUUUUCAUGGUUUGCCUUUAUUUCUGAAAGACUUAGUGAAGCCACAGUCACAGUAAUGAUGGGUAUGCGGGUAGCAUUCCACCUUCAACUUUUUCUCUUACCACAUUAUCCCAACUGGUUUAAAGCCCUGAAGAUAGUAGUCACUUUACUGGCCACUUUUUCAUUUAUAAUCACUUUAGUAGUUAAAAAUAGUUUUCCAGAAAAAGGACAUAAGAGACCUGGUCAAGUAUAA